UUUGCAGCCGACAUGUAUGAAGGUCUGUCCUCCUGUAUUAUUUAUGGGAACACAUCCAGAGCAUGGCACUGAGAGAGGUCACUCUUCAUGCUUCACGGGAAGCAUCUCAAAAACAAAGGCAAGGAAUCGCCUUCUUUACCUUUAAGUGGAGAAAGGGUUGUUUUGUUAAUCAGGAUGGUGGUUUUCACUGAGCUGUGAAUACAAAAGGCAGCUUUUCAAAUCGUUUUCCUGUCUCCAUGUUUUUUCUCUGGAUUGAAUGAUUUCUCACCCGAGAGUUCGUGGUUUAUUUAAAUGUUUGUUGGUCGUUUUACUGCUUUUUGAAUGGAUUGGCUCAGCUUGUCUUCCUAGUUUCUCCACCUUAUGCUUAAUUAUGAAUAAGUACCCUCUGUAAUGGAGGUCUUGUGAAGCAGGCUGCAGAAACAAAGCCUACACGCAUACUCAAAAAGGGUAAACCCGUUUUUCUGACUGGCUCAGCUGCUUUUUUAACCCUUUAAUACCAUGCAGCUCGUACUAUACACACAGAUUUUGGGACCUGCUGCAUCAGCUUUUAGUUCAAACUUUGUUUUAAAGAGUCCUUCUGAAUAGAAUCAUUCCUUUUUUAAAUGUUUUAGUUUAACGAUAAAGAAAACAUUAGUCACAUUUUAUUUGAAAAAAUCCUUUUUUUGCUUUUUUGUUACAAUGUCAAACAAAAAUAUUGGAUUUAAAAAAAAGGAAACAAAGAAGACUUCUCUGCCCAUUCAUUCUCGGAUCUGUUUGAAUCGUACCUCCUCGUCUCCUUUUGCUCUGAGUUUGUGGAAAGUUGAGAAAAAGCUGCCCCAGGACCAAACGGAGGCCCGGCGUUCGGCGCCGGCUCUGAUUGGCCUCCUGCCGGCUGGAGUUUGUGAGACGAGGGGAGGGCGUGUCUGCAGACGUCCGCCAGACGGAAAGCCAGUUUACGGCGGCUCAGAGGGAAGCUGGCCGCCUCAGCCAUCUCAUCUCUGACCCGGGAAGGCUCCAGCUUGUACAGCAGAAAUACAUGAACGUGCCACAGGGAGGCGGCGCCUCUAGCAUCCACUCCCCCCCCCCAAACGGGAGCACAGGCGUGCGGCUCUGCCAUGACACCCAGAGGGCGGCUUUCAUGGCGUGUCCUGGACCUCACCGGGGCCAGUCGGGUCCGGGCGUCGCCUCCGGCCGGCUGCAGCAGAGGCUGGAGCUGAGAAACGAGGCGGUCCACAGGGGCCCCGGGGGGGCCGCGGGCCGCCCCCCCAGCAGCCAGGCCGGGAGUCGGAGGACAGCCGCGGCGGCCCCCGGGGGGGGGGGCACCUUCUACCUGCGGGACUUUGUGCUGAUCGACGACGACGAGGACGGGGACAUGUCGCUGAGGGAGAAGACGGUGACCGACCUGUCGGCCGUGGACGGGAAGGCGGCCGAGCUGGUGUGCGGGAGGCUGCUGUCCACGUCCAGCGGCUCGCUGUCCGAGGGCGGGGGCGGGUCCUCGGCCCAGGAGCCUCCCAGAGCAGAGGGGGAGGGCGAGCCCGCCCCCCAGGAGAAACGCUGCUGUUUCUGUGCUCUUUUCUGA
Messenger RNA from Menidia menidia (Atlantic silverside), 1558 nucleotides. NCBI's taxonomy places the organism in Eukaryota, Metazoa, Chordata, Actinopteri, Atheriniformes, Atherinopsidae. The record is from the annotation of a GenBank genome assembly.